Molecule: messenger RNA, 3731 nt
Organism: Blastomyces gilchristii SLH14081
Lineage: Eukaryota; Fungi; Ascomycota; Eurotiomycetes; Onygenales; Ajellomycetaceae
Product: Rad51 family DNA repair protein
Exons: 2
Coding region: 253-1602 (449 amino acids)
Biological process (GO): DNA strand invasion; double-strand break repair via homologous recombination
Cellular component (GO): Rad51B-Rad51C-Rad51D-XRCC2 complex; centrosome; replication fork
Molecular function (GO): four-way junction DNA binding
Source: RefSeq, a predicted model, not a curated record
UAAUAGCAAUGAGAAAGGCGUAGGAUUAUAUUUUGCGGAGUUCGGAGAAACUAAUUUGGACAACUAUUAAUAUAUUUAAAUAUUGCGUUAACUAUUUAAAUAACCAAUUCCACGAACCAACCCACCCUACCGAGGUUGCAACACCACACACUCACGAGUCACCAGGGCAUUGCUGGCGCGUGCAUCGCAUGGGGGAUUACAAGUGAACUGGAUACUUGGUGGAGGGGAGGCAUGCAUGCUGGUGUCUGAACGAUGACGAGCGCGAGCACGAAUGUAGUCGCUGGUCCUGAACAAGCUCGAGCUCAUGGGGAGCGGCUGCUGAGGGAGGUGAGGGAGGAGAAUCUGGCGGAGCUCCUCCACACCCUCCACCACCUGCACUCCCCACCGCCAACAUCUCCCCACUACACACCACUGGGCAUAAAACCCCUCGAUGACAUCCUCCGCAGUUUCCACCCCAAACCAUAUACAUCUGGAGCAACAUAUACACCCCGCCAGCCCGUCCUCGAAAUCACCUCCCCGGCCUCCGCAGACGGCAAAACUCAUUUACUGUACUACAUCACCGCCCUCGCCGUUCUACCAUGUACCUACCAGAACAUCGCGCUACGGGGACGUAGUAGUGCUGUCGUAUUUCUCGACACAGAUUGUCGGUUUGAUGCUGCAAGAUUGCGCGAAGUUGCGAGGGGGAUUGUACUAGAGAGUGCGGUGGAGCAGGGGAUAUCGUUUCCCGGAGCUGGACACAAUUACGGAGGUGGAGGAAAAGAAGGUGACGAUGAAGGGAUGAAUACAAUGCUCCACACCGCCCUCUCUCAUGUCCAUGUCUUUCGCCCACAGUCCUCUGCGUCUCUCUUGGCUACGAUACAGAGUAUAGAAAGCUAUCUUCUGCGUGGCAUGGGCACGAUAUAUACAGAGGGGGAGCAUAAACAUGCAUCACAUUCCCGCCCGCUCCACGCCAUCCUGCUCGAUAGCGCAAGCGCGUUUUACUGGCAGGAUAGACGUGAGAUGGAGGUCCUUAACAUCCAUGGCGUUCGCGAGGAGAGGGCACGGCGGGCCCGGGACCAGAAUGAGAAUCAGAACCACAAUGAUACGGAUACAAACUCAACUACACAUACACCCACGGCCCAAUCCCAGCUCCCACAUCAGAUCAUCCAUGCACUCCGCGCCCUGCAACAAACCUUCUCCUGUCCGCUCGUUUUCACGACGUGGGGGUUACUGCGAGCUACCCAGUCCACUCACCACAGCAACAAUACGUCUCAUGCCCUCCAUGCGCAGACCACUACACGUACCCCGCUCUAUAAAUCUCACCGCCCAUCCUUCCGUCCGCACCUGCCCAGGCCAUGGCCCUCGUUCCCGACGUGUAGAGUCGUUGUGCAGCGCGAAGUUGUCCGGCCGUUUGCCCCGUUUUUAACGAUGGAGGAGAUCAAGGGAGAGGCGCGAGAGAGGCAAGAUGCUGUGAGGAGAGGGGGAGUGGUGGGGUGGGUGGAUGGGCAUGGGUUGACUUGGGACAGGGAGAGAAACGCAAUGGCGGAGAGGUUGUUUGGUUUUUCACAUACGGGAGGGGGAGGCGUUAGGUGGAUUGAUGAGGAUGGAGAUGGGGAGGGAUAGAACGAGGUGUACUAAAUAACCGGUUAUGUUAUGUAUAUAUGAACUAUGAACUAUAUGGCUAUUAAAAGGCCCUCUACGUCUAUACUGUCUCUGUGCAUAUACUACUAGUAGUAUGUACACAACAUCUACAUCUCACUCCUCCUUAUCCCCGCCCAUAAACAACUCCCCAAUCCUCUCCACAGUCGUAUUACCCCCUGAAAACACAACUCCAACAUCCCACCCCUCCUUCCCCUCCCGCGCACACUCCUCAACCACCAUCCUCCGAAAGCCUUCAUCAAACAAACAAACCGCCAACCCCACCACCGCCGACGGCUCCACAACAACCUUCACCCUCUCCAGCACAAGCCGCAUCGCAGCCAGAAUCUGCCCCUCACUCACCGCAUACACACCCCUCACCUUCUCCUUGUCAGAGACAACACUCCACCCCACCUCCCCCACCGGCGUCCGCAGCCCAUCCGCAAUCGUCAGCGUCUUCACGCUCGUAACUCGCUCCCCCGCCGCCAGCCCGCGCCGGCAGUCGUCGCCACCCUGGAACGACGGCUCCGCCCCAAACACGAGCGUCUUGGGCGUCCGCGUCGAGUAAUACGUCGCCACGCCGGAGGUCAAGCCCGCGCCGCCGAGGGGCGUGAUCACCGCGUCGAGCACGCCGGGCCUGCCCCUCCCGCCUUCUCCUCCUCCUCCUCCUCCUCCUCCUCCUCUCUCUUUAGGAUGCACACUCAACCCCGCAUCCGUGUCUACGAGCUCCCGCACCUGCUUCUCCAGCUCGACGGCGACCGUGCCCUGGCCCAAGACGACGUCGGCGUGGUCGUAGGGCGGGAUGAGGAUGGCGCCCGUCUCGGCGAUGACGGUGGCGACGACGGCUUCGCGCUCCUGGCUGGUGGAGCCGGAGAAUAUCACUUUGGCGCCGUGGGAGCGCGUGCCGGCGAUUUUGGACGGGGUGGAGAUCGAGGGCAUGACGAUGUAGGCGGGGAUGGAGAGGGUGGAGGCCGCGAGGGCGAGGGCUUGCGCGUGGUUUCCUGAGUGGAUACAAUUGGGUUUAGUUUGGGGGGGGGGGGGGGGGAGGGAGGGAGGUUUUUGGUCUGGGAGAUAGAGACACAGACAUACCAGAACUAUGCGUAACAACCCCCCGCCGCCUCACCUCCUCCUCCCCCAUUACUUGCACAGCCCGCAACAGCGCAUGGAACGCGCCCCGCGCCUUAAACGCGCCUAUCCGCUGCAGAUUCUCGCAUUUGAAGAAGAAGUUUAUCUUCGGCUGCGCGGGCGGCUGGCCCUCGAACGGCGUGCCGACGAGCGCUUCGGCCGCUUGCGGCGUGGAGGCGAUGCGGUUGAGGGUCUUGCUGGUUAGGAUUGGGGUUUCGUGGAUGUAGGGCUUGACCAGGUCGUGGGCGGCGAGGACGUUGGAGGUGGUGAGCGGGAGCCAGUGGGUUGGGUCGGUCAUGUUGAUGUUUUUGGUUGUUGGUGUUUUUUGUACGGGGUAUUUUCUUGCGGUUCAACAGUGGGGCGGGGGGAUUAUUUUCUGGGGUUGGAUUGCGGUGGUGAUGUAAUAGAGUUGGAGAAUUAACGGAAUUGAAGGCAAGGUGAAGCUGGUAUUUAUAUCCACAUAUUCCGUAUACAUAUACAGAUCAGUUAAGGGAUUGAUAUCAUCGGGAAUACGAGAAGGGCGCAAACAUUAUUCGGAGAAUGUAACAUGGCAGAAAAUAUCUUGACGUCGUUAGCUAUACUAAGCAACACUGGCAGCGCCGGUGUGGGCCAUUUAUUUCCACAGCCGAGGCUUUGCACACCCACCCGCGUCACCGUCACCGGGCGUAGAAAGGGAAAAACAACACGAGCGAUGGCAGAGGAAAUGGCGCAAAACAAGAAGGACGGGACACCGAAAAGUGAAAAAGGGAAACUGGAAACACGGGGAAUAACGGGGUAGAAAAUGGAAGGAUUAAGUUUUAAUAAGUGCAUGCGGCGUCAGGGAAAAAAACAUUGGAAGCUUCUCUUUUUUACCCAGUCACUUUUUAUCGCAAAGAUCAAAACACAAAAAUGUAGUCCUGGGGAUUAGAUAGAAAUACACAUUUUUUUUGGUUCUUGCCCAGAGGGGGAAAAAAAAGAAAGAAAAAGAAAAAAAGAAAAAAAACAGACAC